UGACCAACUACAACUCUUCAAUACUCCAUUAAAAAAAAAAAAAAAAAAAAAAAAAAAACUUUAUAAAAGAGUUGAAAAACACAACACUAUAUCCCUCCCUCUGCAUCAUCAUAUCAUACUUAUAUCGUCGCCAUUUCUAUUCUCAAACUCAAGCUUUUUUCGCCUUCUCUAUCUUUUCUCUUUACUUGCCGUAUUUUCUCCCUCCUCCCUCAAAAAAUCCUUUAUUUUAUCCUCGUAAACUGAGAUUUGCUACAAACUAAGAAUUCAAGCACUCAAUUUCUGUCAAAUUUGUAAAAAAUGUUCAAGGGGAGAAGAUUGUUUCAACCUGUAUGAAAUCGACUCGAUUCGUACUCUUGCCAAAUUGUGCUAUUGUUGAAGAUCCACUGUUAAGAAGCUUCGUUUUCUGUCGCGUUUGAUUCAUGAUGUACCAGACAAUUAGCCCGGAUAAUUUAGGUUCAAGUAGCGUUAGAAAACCAAACACAAACAAUUUCAAAUCAAGCAAAGAAGAUCAUCAUCAAAACGGCGGCGAAAACGGGCGAAUAGCAGGAAGCAGCAGUGCAGCAAAUGUUACUCCGGCCACCACAACAACAAUAACAAGUUUUGAUGGGAACGGAUUGAUGCAUAAAUCUCCUCCUCGAAAUCCGCAUCCACAACAACAACAACAAGACAACCAUCAUCACCACCUUCAUCAUUCCGCCUCCAGUUCUUCUGCGGUUCAUCAAAACCAUGAAAGCAGCAGCGCGUGCGGCGGCGGCGGAAGCAGUGGUGAUAUGCUGCUACAAUGGGGUCAAAAUAAGAGAUCGAGGUGUUCAAGAACCGAAGGUCGCUCCAUGGUCAGUGUUGUCUUGGAGAAGCAUCACUCAAGUAAUAAUAAUCAUAUAAUGCCACCACCACAUCCACAUCCACUUCCACUACAAAAUCCUAACCCUUCGUCUUUGCCGUCCACUUCUGGUAAUAAUGGUACUAGAACUGGAGUUUCUACCAGAGUUCGACCACAUGGUUCGUGUACCCCUUCCUCCACCAAGAACAGGAACUUGGUUGAUCAAAUGGGUACAAAUAGCGCGUCCCCGUCGAGAAAUGGUGGGGUAAGCAGUAGUAGUAGCCGUCUGGUUUCUAGAUCUACGGUGGUGGGGAAGCGAUCCCCAUCUUGUAUAGAGAAGAAUGAUAAGAAAGUUGGGGUAAUUAGGAAAGUGAAAUCAGAUGAUUCUUUAGCGCCUCCUCCUACUAGCAAUGGAAUUAAUCAUGUUGAGCACGAGCACGGUGGUGGUGCCGCCGCGAUGGUCCGUUCUCCGGUGACGGAUGCCGAGAAGGGCGGUGGUAGUGAAGUGGUUGAAUGGCCAAGGAUAUUCCUUUCACUUUCAAGGAAGGAAAAGGAGGAUGAUUUUUAUGCAAUGAAGGGUACUAAAUUACCGCAUAGACCCAAAAAGAGGCCCAAGGCUGUUGAAAGAGGCCUUCAGUAUUGUUUUCCAGGUGUUUGGCUCUCAGAUUUGACGAGGGCAAGAUAUGAAGUUAGAGAAAGGAAGAGUACCAAGAAGCCAAAGCGAAGGGGGUUGAAAGGACUGGAGAACAUGGAAAGUGAAUCAGAAGAGUAGCCAUGCAAGGCGGCACUCGACAGCUUCCUCACAAGAUCGGGUUCUUCGAGAGAAACUAUUGCCCCCCAACGGCCACAUGAUCUGUACUGUAUUUUGAGAAGUAUGGCGUUUGCUUCAUCUCAACCACGAGCUUUGGUUCUAAACAGGCUUCUUUUGGAUGGGGGAAGGUUUAGCUUUAUUGCGAAUAAAGCUUCGCCUCGAGGUUAAGUACUUGUUAGAAAGUGUGUAGGGAGCAAUCAAGCUUGUUGUAAUGGUAAACUUGCACGUCAAUUAUUAGGAAAAUAUCUAAUACCAAGUAAGUGCUUUCGUUGUU
This is a messenger RNA of Spinacia oleracea (spinach), 1905 nucleotides long. RefSeq lists its product as uncharacterized. Lineage: Eukaryota; Viridiplantae; Streptophyta; Magnoliopsida; Caryophyllales; Amaranthaceae. The transcript has 5 exons. The record is from RefSeq and is a predicted model, not a curated record. Bases 420 to 1592 code for a protein of 390 amino acids.